Molecule: messenger RNA, 213 nt
Organism: Macrosiphum euphorbiae (potato aphid)
Lineage: Eukaryota; Metazoa; Arthropoda; Insecta; Hemiptera; Aphididae
Source: the annotation of a GenBank genome assembly
AUGAGUCUUGUCUUAAACCAACGGGCCAUGAUAGAAAAAAACCCAAGAAUAAAACGUCAGAUUAAGUUUUUUAUCCUACGAAGACUGCAUGAACACUAUCAUUUUGAGAUGUAUGGAAUAUUUAGAAUUAAUCUAAGACAAUUACAUUCUUUAUUCAGCAUAGCAAUUGGUUAUUUAGUAACAAAAACUUUGUUCAAAUUGAAUAGAAAUUAA